AUGCUCUGCGCCAGCCCAGAGAACUUCUUCGGAUGGGCCUCCGUGCGCGCCGCGAGCUCCUUCUUCGCGUCGUCGUUGUUCCUGCCGAGGCGCCGCAAAGCUCGGGGCCCGUUGAAUCACUUGGCGCGGGCGCGCCUGCGCCCGAAGCAGGACUGCGAGGACAGAUGGCCCAUGGCAAUGUGUGUAGAGCACAGCUCGCACGUCUUCUGGUCGUCGACGGCUUUGGCGCCAUCGAGCGCGGCCAAGGCGCGGCUCAGCACCUCGCCCGCUGGUUCGCCACUCAUGGCGCUGCUGCUCAAAUCGAGCGGGAUGGUCCCUAACGAAGCCGCGACCUCGAGCCGCCAUGGCUACGGGGUCACAGGGGUCGCGGGGGGCCCGGGCGCGCUAGCGAUCCCGGAGGGCGACCAGCGCGAGAACUGGCACAGGCAGCACCACCCCAUGGGCGACCGCCCACACACGCAGUCGAAGCAUUGGUCGCACAUGGAGUCAGGACCGUCGCGUGCACCUUCAGCGGCUUCGGUUCAUGAAGACGCGGCCGAGCUCAUGAACGACGACUUCGACGUGAACGGCGGGCAGCUGAUCGAAGCGGGGGGGCUGCGGGUCGCAGGAAUCUGGACCCAGGGCGGGGCAGGGACGUCCGACGGGGAGGCCAGGGCCCUGGACCACUCCUCACGGCCGCUGAGCGACGGCCGUCUCGAGGCGGCCCUCGACGAUCUUAGCCUGUGGGGCGGGCCCGGGCCGGCGGGCCAGGGCCCACACGAGGCGCCCAGGUCGUCGCAGGCGGGCGGGGCCGCCGGGGGCGCUGGCCCGGCGCUCGCGCAGGCGCGCGCCGAGCGAGGCGACGCCAUCGCCGAGGAGGUGGCGUCGGAGCUGGCCGAGGCGCAGUCCAUGCGCUGCCAGGCGCUGCUCGUCACGGACGAGGCGGUGAGCAUGGCCGCGGCUGUGGAGGAGCCCCGGCCUCCUCGCGCCCGGGGCCGCCCAGGCGGGUCGCCUGCGCAGCGAACUCGCGGAGGAGGCGCGGCGGCACGACGAGGCCGCCCGGGAGUGCGAGGCCCUCAAGCAGGAGACAGAAACCUCUCCGGCCAGCCCAGACUCUCGAAGAAGCGGAGCAUGAGCUGGUUUUGGAUGGAGGGGAACACCGCGGCGAAGUCGAAUAAUAUGGCCUGCACGCAGGAGCUCCUGGCGCUGGUACGCCUGGCGCAGCAGUAGCUCCGCCCUGGAUGCGAGGAGGGCAGCUCACACGUGGGGCCCUCGGGGCCAGCACCCAGAAGGGGGGGAUCACAAGGGGAUGCUGCCCUCGCUCCACCUCUGGGCGGCUGCGGGCACGCGGCGCUGGCGUCGCCAGCAGGACGCGGCGAGACACGGCGUCUCAGCGCGAGCGCAGCAGGAAGGGGGGGACCCCUCUUCCCAGACCCCCGACGUCAUGACUUUUGGAUGCGACGUCAAAACGCACGAGUUAUCAACACGUUUUCCGGCUCGCAACCUGACUUUGUGAGUGUUAGUGUGCCUUGCACCAGACGGCGCGGAAGCAGGGAGAAAAG
Prorocentrum cordatum is the source of this 1541-nucleotide messenger RNA. The record is from the annotation of a GenBank genome assembly. NCBI's taxonomy places the organism in Eukaryota, Dinophyceae, Prorocentrales, Prorocentraceae.